This is a messenger RNA of Babesia bovis T2Bo, 1548 nucleotides long. Its product is annotated as putative serine hydroxymethyltransferase 5. Gene Ontology annotation, biological process: folic acid metabolic process; tetrahydrofolate interconversion; L-serine catabolic process. Gene Ontology annotation, cellular component: cytoplasm. The transcript is spliced from 3 exons. NCBI's taxonomy places the organism in Eukaryota, Apicomplexa, Aconoidasida, Piroplasmida, Babesiidae. Bases 130 to 1491 code for a protein of 453 amino acids. Gene Ontology annotation, molecular function: pyridoxal phosphate binding; serine binding; glycine hydroxymethyltransferase activity. The record is from RefSeq and is a predicted model, not a curated record.
CAGGAAUAUACAUAGUAGAACUACGAUUGUAGUUCUGUCUAUCUGUAAACAACGCGGAAACUCUACCUUUUACCGGCAUUCUUGUGCCACUAUCCCUUGUCUAAUCGACCUUCCACUCGAUUACACACGAUGGCUACUACCAGGAAACUUGCAAUUUCUACCGAUAGCAUGCCGCUGCAGCAGGCUGACCCGGAAAUCUACGAGAUUCUCCAAGAAGAACGUGAAAGGCAGCGCGACUCCAUCGACUUGAUUGCAUCAGAGAAUAUGGUAAGCACCGCUGUUCUUGAAGCACUGGGAUCUGUUUUCACAAACAAGUAUUCGGAAGGUUACCCCGGGAGGCGUUACUACGGUGGUUGCGAUGUUGUUGACAAAUUGGAACGCCUUUGUAUAAGCAGGGCAUUAAGGGCAUUCAAUUUGAAUCCGGAUGAAUGGGGUGUAAAUGUACAGCCAUUAUCCGGUAGUCCAGCAAAUCUCGAGGUUUACAUGGGUCUGCUGCAACCACAUGACAAGAUUAUGGGCUUGCGACUAGCCUCCGGGGGGCACCUGACCCACGGAUUCUACGUUGGUCAGAAGAAAAUAUCUGCCACCGCUGUAUUCUACACCAGCCUGCAGUAUGACGUUAACAAGGAAACUGGAUUGCUGGAUUAUGACGAUAUGGAGCGCCUGGCAAAGGCAUAUUGCCCCAAGCUGAUUAUAGCCGGAGCCUCGUGCUACAGCCGCUACUGGGAUUACAAACGCUGCCGUGAAAUAGCUGACAAGGUUGGAGCAUAUCUCAUGGCCGACAUAGCACACAUUGCCGGUUUAAUUGCUGGGGAAGCACACCCAAGUCCGUUUGAGUAUUGCCACGUGGUCACCACUACGACCCAUAAGACCUUGAAAGGACCGCGUGCAGGAAUGAUCUUCUUUAACAAGAAGAUUGAUCCCACCAUCGAGGACAAAAUUAACAACGCAGUGUUCCCGACGGUGCAGGGAGGACCACACAACAACGCCAUAGCGUCACUCGCUGUUCAACUAAAGACGGUAAUGUCGCCAGAAUGGAAGGUCUAUGCCAAGAACAUCGUGGAGAACGCCCGUAGGCUUGCUAUCGAGUGUGAGUCACGUGGAUUCCUAGUUGUGACCGGUGGUACUGACAACCACACGGUUGUAAUUAACCUGAAGCCUUUUGGAGUAAACGGUAACAAGGCGGAGCACAUUUGCAACGCAAUUAAUGUAACUGUAAGCAAGAGCACCGUACCCGGAGAUGUCAGUGCCAUGAACCCGUCUGGAUUGCGUUUGGGAACUGCUAUGAUAGUAGCCAGAGGAGCUGUCCCAGAGGACAUGGCGUUCAUCGCCGAAGCGUUACUGGAGGCCGUGAAGAUUACACAAUCAAUCCAGGAAUCACAUGGAGAAAACCACGAGGACUUUAAGCGCGGCGCCGAAGGUAACGAACGUAUCGCCGCGCUGCGCAAGAAGGUUGUCGAUUGGAUUCGUCAGUUCCCUAUCAUUAGCUAAGUGUAGUAUCGGUGGCUCGCGUAAGUACGCUGCAUUAACCUAGAGUCAAGCUACUUC